AUGUCGAGCCGUUGUCGCUGCAUUGAGCGGUGUAUUUCACCCUGCCCACACCGGAGCUCCAGUGAACGCGAGGUUGCUGGUGUGGUGCCAGAAGAGGAAGAAGUUCCUGAGUACAGUGUUCAGGUGGAUGGCUUCGAGCCUGCCCGACGUGGCAGACAUGUGAUCUAUUCCCUGACCAUCCGGCGAGGCGAUGCCCACUGGCCCAUCCGCCGGCGCUUCCGGCAGGUGGCCAAGUUGCAUGAGCAGCUGCUGCUGGGCUUUGGCAGGCGAUGUGCUGAGCGAAGCCGCAAAGCACGUGUUUUCUGUGGGUACCGAAAAUAUCGCAACGACAUCCUCGAUGAAGAGUGGCCUGCCGCGGCUGCCACCGAAGGUGACCUGCAGGUCGUUGUUCUUUGGUCAACAAGACCAGCGCUUCUUGCAGAUGCGAGCCGGGAAGCUUAG
Molecule: messenger RNA, 441 nt
Organism: Durusdinium trenchii
Lineage: Eukaryota; Dinophyceae; Suessiales; Symbiodiniaceae
Source: the annotation of a GenBank genome assembly